UAUAUAAAGAAGUGUGCUUGGCAUUUGGUUUGUUAAUUGUGCCAACUGUUUCGAGCAGCGAGCGCCCCCCAAAUACAACACGAAAGUACAGCCAUGAACAAGUUCGCCACCCUUGCGGUAUUCAUCUGCGCCUAUUUGGCCGUCGGCAGCUGCAGCUACGGCAGCGGACCCAUCUACGGCGGACUCCGCAGAGUCUCCAACUACGCUCAUCGCUCGGAGGGUGGCGGCGCCGCGGCCGCAUCCAGCGCCGCUGCUGCCGGUGGCAAUGACAGUCCCGUUGAGAUCAUUGCCGGUCCCCGUUAUGGCGGCAGCGAGCAACUGCGCCCCAUCCUGAUCGACUCCGGCUAUGGUCAUGGCGGCAUCAGCGGCAUCAGCGGACAUGGCCGUGGACACGGCAAGAUCGGACACAUUGGCGGUCUCGGCCUGGGCGGUUUGGGCGGUCUGGGUGGUCUGGGCGGCUGGUCCAGCGGUUACCGCCAGCGCGGCUACAACCAGCCUCGCUACUCGGUGGAGCCCGCUGGCGCCACUCUGCUGUACCCUGGCCGCAACCACUACCGCCGCAUCGUCUCGCCCGUCGAGUACUCGAAGGUGGUGCUGCCCGUGCGCGCCGCUCCCCCAGUUGCCAAGCUGUACUUGCCCGAGAACAACUACGGCAGCUACAACGAGGGACUCAGGUACUAAGAGCUUGAUCCUCCGUUCCGAGAACUCUUCCCUCAACAUCCGUUCGAAUCUCAAAGCUGGAUGAGUUCGUUGUGCCAAAAGCGCUAAAUAAAAUUGUGACAAACAGAAA
Molecule: messenger RNA, 790 nt
Organism: Drosophila mojavensis
Lineage: Eukaryota; Metazoa; Arthropoda; Insecta; Diptera; Drosophilidae
Gene: Cp19
Product: chorion protein S19
Exons: 2
Coding region: 94-681 (195 amino acids)
Biological process (GO): multicellular organism development
Cellular component (GO): egg chorion
Source: RefSeq, a predicted model, not a curated record